GAUUAAAAAUUUAUAUCAAACAUUACUAACUUAUAUUUUCCUAUUUCUUUUCCUUUUAGCACUAGCCGCCGCAUUAGCUGGCAUGCAACAGCGUGAAGAAGUUGAUCGUUCAUUAUCGUUAUCGCCACCCAUGUCUGCCAAUACAUCCGCCAACACAGCCAUGUAUCCCGGUCUACAACAAGCCGCCGCAGCCUCUGCCUUCGGCAUGCUCUCACCCACACAAUUGUUGGCUGCCAACCGCCAAGCAGCAGCUGCCUUCAUGGCCGCCCAAUUACCCAUGUCCACAUUGGCCUCCACAUUGUUCCCUCAUCAUCCCGCCACAUUGUUCGGUUCCUGGGCCGCUGGCAAUCCCGCCGCCGCCGGUCUAGCUAUGGGAGCCCCUCACUCACCACCUGCCUCACCUCACUCGCCCAUCAAUGUGAACACACCUAGCAGCGGCAAACACUCGUUGAGCAUGACUUCACCCACGGCCUCGAUGCAGUGCGACAUGCCCGCCAAGAAAGCCCGCAAAAUCAAUGUCAAGAAAGAUUUGAUCUCGCCCAGCAUGGAAAUGUCAAUGAGUGUCAGCGAUAUGUACAACAUGCCCGGUCCCAUUUCACCACCCUCAUCUGGCUCCUCACCCAACAGCUCGUCUCAUGAUGUGUCCAGCCCUGCCGGUAAUGGUCAAAAGGAUGGUGCCUCCCGUGACAAGAGCUUCACCUGCAAAAUUUGCUCCCGCUCAUUCGGCUACAAGCACGUCUUGCAAAACCACGAACGCACCCACACUGGCGAAAAACCAUUCGAGUGCCCCGAAUGCCACAAGCGUUUCACCCGUGAUCACCAUUUGAAGACCCACAUGCGUUUGCACACUGGCGAGAAACCCUAUCACUGCUCGCACUGCGAUCGCCAAUUCGUUCAAGUUGCUAACUUGCGUCGCCACUUGCGUGUCCACACUGGCGAAAAGCCCUACACUUGCGAAAUUUGCGAUGGUAAAUUCAGCGACAGCAACCAAUUGAAAUCCCACAUGUUGGUCCAUAAUGGUGAAAAGCCCUUCGAAUGCGAGAAGUGCCACAUGAAGUUCAGACGCCGCCACCACUUGAUGAACCACAAGUGCGGUGUUCAAUCGCCCAUCACUCCAGCCUUGAGCCCAGCCAUGAGCGGUGACUACAACAUCAUGAACUGUGACCAAAAGUCCUUCUAUGGCUCUGAGGAAUCAAUGGAAGUCACCAAGCCAUCCUUGGUCAGCCAUUCGAUCAUGCACUUGGCCGGCAUUUCUCACAUGGAAGAAGAAGCUCCUUUGGAUUUGUCCGAAGAUGGUAGCCAAACCGAUGAAACUGAGGCCAUGCGUUUCCGCAAAGCAAAUGACAUUCGCCGUGUCUUCCGCUUGCCUCCCCCACAAAUUAUGCAUGUGCCCAGCGAUAUGCCCGAACAAACUGAACCCGAGGAUUUGAGCAUGCAUUCGCCACGCAACCAUGUUGCCUCGAAUCCCUCAUCGGCUGCCCAAAGCCCCGAACCCAUGCUCAUGAUGCAAGACGAUUUGGAUUUGGAUGAAUUGGAUGAUGCUGCCACCAUGUAUAUGCGCCAACAACAGCAACAACUCAAACAUGAGCGUAUGGAAUAA
Musca vetustissima is the source of this 1600-nucleotide messenger RNA. Its product is annotated as protein krueppel. Gene Ontology annotation, cellular component: nucleus. The transcript has a single exon. Gene Ontology annotation, molecular function: DNA-binding transcription factor activity, RNA polymerase II-specific; RNA polymerase II cis-regulatory region sequence-specific DNA binding. The record is from RefSeq and is a predicted model, not a curated record. Gene Ontology annotation, biological process: regulation of transcription by RNA polymerase II. The annotation marks the transcript as partial. NCBI's taxonomy places the organism in Eukaryota, Metazoa, Arthropoda, Insecta, Diptera, Muscidae.